Candida tropicalis MYA-3404 is the source of this 564-nucleotide messenger RNA. RefSeq names its product Rho family GTPase (gene RHO2). The record is from RefSeq and is a predicted model, not a curated record. Gene Ontology annotation, molecular function: GTP binding; GTPase activity. The transcript has a single exon. Gene Ontology annotation, biological process: small GTPase-mediated signal transduction. The coding region runs from base 1 to 564 and encodes 187 amino acids. NCBI's taxonomy places the organism in Eukaryota, Fungi, Ascomycota, Pichiomycetes, Serinales, Debaryomycetaceae.
AUGUCAAAUCCAGUUAAAAGAAAAUUAGUUAUAGUAGGAGAUGGAGCAUGUGGUAAAACAUCACUACUUUAUGUAUUCACAUUAGGAGAAUUUCCUUCAGAAUAUCAUCCUACAGUAUUUGAAAAUUAUGUCACUGAUUGUAGGAUUGAUGGUAAACCUGUACAAUUAGCACUUUGGGAUACAGCAGGGCAAGAAGAAUAUGAAAGAUUAAGACCAUUAAGUUAUAAUAAUUCCCAUAUAAUUUUAAUUGCUUUUAGUUUAGAUACACCUGAUUCACUAGAUAAUGCUCGAAGUAAAUGGGUUGUUGAAGUUAAAAAAUAUUGUCCAAAUACUCCAUAUCUAUUAUGUGGAUUGAAAAAAGAUUUAAGAACCGAUGUUAAUGAUAGAAUUAAUUUUGUUCAAUUUGAUGAAGGUCAAAAUAUGGCUGAUGUGAUAGGAGCUAAAAAAUAUUUAGAAAGUUCAGCUUUAACUGGUGAAGGUGUAGAUGAUAUUUUUGAAUUUGCUGUUCGAACAAGUUUAUUAAAUAAUGAAAAACCAAGUAAAGGAUGUUGUACAAUUCUAUGA